This is a messenger RNA of Trichoderma asperellum CBS 433.97, 225 nucleotides long. The record is from RefSeq and is a predicted model, not a curated record. NCBI's taxonomy places the organism in Eukaryota, Fungi, Ascomycota, Sordariomycetes, Hypocreales, Hypocreaceae.
UACAUUUGGCGGCUUGUCCGUUAAUGUGAAGAAGAAAACAUGCUGGCUUUGCCUCUUUUUAUCUCGUCUCUUUUCGUUAUUCUCAUCGCCCUCCUCCUCGUUUGUUUUUGUCGAUGGGCGCACGACCGGUUCACUAGUCAGUCAUUCAUCGAUGCGCAGGGACCGCGAUGGCGGUUUGUACUAGGUGUUUCCUGUGUGAUAUGAUAUGGUCAUGAUGUAGUGGCA